GAAGUGGAGGCGGGGGUAGUGGAGGUGGAGCUGGAGGCGGUGGCGGUGGCGGCGGCAGGCCGGCACGCGGAGGAGGACGUCCUGAAAAGGCUGGCGGAGUGUCCGUCCCCAACGUGGACGACCCUGAGGCCUUCCCCGCUCUGGCCUGAAGGCCCCCCCUCUUCCACCAGCAGCCCAUCAACCCCUCCGGGCCCCUCCUCUACGAGGCUUGCAUGCUUACCACAUCUUCAAAUAUAUAAAAAAAACAGAGAAAAAAAAAGAUUUUAAAUGACUUAAAAGAGACAUCCCAUACCACUCGCACCACCAGAGGACUCUAAAUUACCUGUUUUAAAGGAGAACAAAAGACAAAAAAAGGCGGAAAAGGACCUCUUGUUACACUGAAGUUUUGUAUUUAGGAACAUGAAAGCAGGGAUGUUUUCAUUCUUUAUUUUUUUCUUUUCAGAGAUGAUACAUACUUCAUUGAUAUUUUUUUGUGCUGCUUAAAUUAAUGCAUUUUUGCGAUUUAGAUUGAAGUGUGUGUAUCUUCCCCCCCCUUCCCUUCGGAAGCGUUUGUGCUUUUUAUGCCCCUCAUGACUUCAGCUCAGUAUUACGGGGUGAUCUUAGAAAAGACUUUGUACUGGAAUGUUUUCCUCCCAGUAAUACACACUGAUGUGGUAGCACUACACUACAUAGGAAACGUGUUCUAGAUAUCUACUACCAUACUAUUGGAGUAUGGCUUAAACUGCAUUUAAAGUGUCAUCGCUCUGAUUCUGAAUACCCAUCCCCUUUUUUGCAAGGCAAAAAUUCUGGAUGGGUAACCAGGCAGUGACUUUAAAAGCUUGGUAUUUUUCUGCUUGUUGUGAAGUGAAGGUAAAUGCCUCUAUUCAAUUUUUUUGAUAGCUUGCCAUUAUUUGGUGGACCAGUGGUUAGUGAUGCUUUGUUCCCCCUGAUCCAGAUGUACUACCUGUGUUUUCAGGGUGUCCCACGGCCCAAUGUGUAUAUUUUUUUAGGUUGGUCCUCGUAGGUCAUACAGACUGCUAAUGUUACUUCUGGACCACUAAGCAAAUAUUGUAUUUUUGUUGUUAAGGGGGGGUGUGUGUGUGUGUGUGUGUGGGUGUUGUGUGUGUGUGUGUGUGUGUGUGUGUGUGUGUGUGUGUGUGUGUGUGUGUGUGUGUGUGUGUGUGUGUGUGUAAAAAGAAUGAAUGAGUGAAUUUGACAGCUGGUUACUUAGAAUUGAAGUACUCCUCUCACCUGAGGUAGUUCAUACUGUCUUUUGAGAAGUGAUGGUAAAGAUUUAAAGGCCUGAGUCCACAUAGCACUUUUUUCUGAGUUCUCCACCUUUUUUUUAACAGUCAUUUCAGUUGUAUUUUAUAAUAUUUACCGAUUAUGCUUUUGGUGGUUUUCCCUUUCCUGUAAUGUAUACCAUUGGACUGUAACUUAGUGCCAUCAUUACGUAACAGUCGUGCUUCUAUUGGCUAGUGCUCCGACACUUUGUACGUGAUAGGCUAAGGGGCGGGACACCUUUUAGGUGGUUGACCAAUCACAACAGAGCCGGCCAGUUAACCAAUCAGAGCAGACUGGGGUCUGGUUUCAGACAGAGGGUGAAAAGAGGUGCUGCAGCACAGGCAGGAUGAGAAAAUAAAGAGCUUAAUAGGGCCCCUAACUGAACCAAAAAGUGGAUUUGUUGGAGCAGCUUGGCAGGUCGGCCUUAACUGUUGCUGCCAAUGGCUGAGUGUUGUACUUUAAUAUGUACAACAUCUACGAGUGCUGUACUUUUUUCUCAUUAUACAAAUCGUCCUUCUCGCUCUACAGCUGAAGCUCAUUCGGCCAAAGUGUGAGAGUUAGAAUUAUCCAGUCGGUUUUAGUUGUGAAAGAAACGAUAUAUUUCCAGGCAAAAGCGCUAUGUGGACACGGUGCCCGAGUGAGAAACAUAGACUGUGGACAUAUCUUUGCUCUUAGAGCCUCUCGAAUGUCUUUUGAAGCACUUGGUUUUACCGGCACCAGUUCUCUAAAGAUUGUUUCCCCUCUUCUGUAAAUGUUUUAUUUUUAUUUAUUUUUAUUUAACCAGCACCAAUGCAUCAUUUGUCUGAAACAAAUGUCAUUUUUGGAACAAUCUGGAGCUACAGAAUGUAAUAUAGGCUAACGGAGCUUUAGCCCCCUGUGUCAGCAUAUCCACCGAGUGUUUAUAUCUGAGUGAAGCGGGUGUAUUUAACAUUGGGUGGGGGUUAUUAAAAAGGAGAGAAAGCUUUACAUGCUGUGCUCUGCAAACACUUGCUGGCGAUGCACUGAUACAGACGGCUGGAGCCUUUCUUUCUGUUUGAGCCACAUGACAGUGAAACUUUCUCUGCAAACAUCCCUGUUCUAAUAAAUCGCUUUAGAGGUGUUACAUGUAUUCUGCCAAUGGCUGUUUGGGUUGUUUAAAAUCAUUACUGUGAUUUUAAAGGUGUAAAAAAAACGUGCUUUGGACUCUCGUCAUUGCUUGAAGCGGCAACCAUCGUAGUGUUAUUUAAGCUUCUAGUUAUUUUCGGUACAACUAACUAAAACUGAGGCAUUUUACUAAUACAUCAUCCUUCGUUCCAUGGCUUUAAUGUUGAUGUAUCUUUUAAUUUGUACCAAGAAGAUGCUUAUAAUGUUAAUGUAUAAAAAUGGAUUGGUUAAAUUCACCAGCACCACACACUAUUGCCUCCAGAAUGACCAUAACGUUUAGUCGUGUUACCUGUAAAUGUAACCAUUCUUUGCGUACAGUUACAUAAAAUGAUGUUUUGUCAAUAAUAGUGAGAUUUUUAAACCAAAGUCGCCGCUUUGAAACAGGCACCGGUGAUAAUGUGCAACAUAAAAAUUGAGGCUGUCCCGAGUAAGAACAUUUUAAACAACAAACUCAAUAAAAGUACUCCAUUAACUGUUUUUUAUAUGUAAAGUGCAAUUUUUAAAAGCAGGAAUUACAUGUAUUUCGAGAAAUUACUCUCCAAAAGUAACUUCAGGCGUGUUUUAAAGUAGUUAAACUAAAACAGUGUUAAAUACUCCAAUGUUUUAUUUUACUUUAGUUGAACAAUAUUUUUUUAACAAUGACUUUUGGACAGUCUUAAGGAAAUGUGGUAAAAUAUGGAUGAAAUAGUUAAAAAAUAAAAAUAAGUUUGUUGAAUAGAAUUAUGAAUUCAAUUUUUUUUUUAAAUAGCAAACGAGAGCCCAGACAACUUGAUAUUAGACAUUUUGCAUGAAUUAGUAAUUUUGUUUAAUUUAUUUAUUACAGGUUUUUCAUGUAAUAGUGUUACAAGAUAUGUUUGUUUAAAUAUAUUGAUAAUUGCAAUGACUGUAACAUUUGGCUAAAAUGUAUUGUUGGAGAAAUUAGGACGGCAGAAUUUUAAUAAGAAAUCGUGUUCUUUAGGUAAAAUGUCCUCACCAAAAUAUGAUAAUAUGUACGUACUGAAAAAACAAUGUUCUAUCUAGCGUUUUAACUAUAGACUGUAAAUAAAAGUAUAAAGUCUGUGUUUUUUUUAUCCCCCUGAAUGUUCAAAGUAUGACGUUGAGUCAAGAUGAUUCCCUCUCCGUUUCCGUCUUCACCGAUAUCGUCUUUCAGAUAGUUGUACGCAUGCGCAGUAGAACUCGUGGGCUUCCGUUAGAAACGUCCACAGUGUUCAUUACAUAAACAAUGGCUGAGCCGCACAGACGACGACAUGAGCUCGGAGACAGAAAGCCGUCACCUGCACGACCAUCCUCCACAACAAACACAGCCACUUCCGGUGACAGCUACUCGGUGUAUCUGAGGCUGCUAGCUGCGGGGUUUUACGGAGUCAGCUCAUUCAUCAUAGUUAUUGUCAACAAAAGCGUCCUCACCAGCUACAGAUUUCCAUCGUCAACAUGUGUCGGACUCGGCCAGAUGUUGGCUACAGUCGUAGUUCUGAGGAUCGGGAAGGCGUUUGGCAUUAUCUCCUUUCCAGAUACGGAUCUGAGUAUACCUCGCAAGAUGUUUCCACUGCCUCUACUGUAUGUCGGGAAUCAGAUAUCAGGGCUGUUUGGGACACAACGACUCAAUCUACCCAUGUUUACAGUUUUGAGGAGGUUCAGUAUUUUCCUUACCAUGGUGUUUGAGGGACUCCUGCUGAAGAAAACGUUCUCUUCGUCAAUCAAGAUUACAGUGUUUACCAUGAUAUUCGGGGCUUUUAUUGCUGCAAGCGCCGAUUUAGCUUUCGACCUUGAAGGAUACAUGUGCAUAAUGCUGAACAAUGCUCUGACAGCGGCCGGUGGGGUGUAUACGAAGCAGAAACUUGAUUCCAAGGAGCUCGGCAAAUAUGGGCUUCUGUACUACAACGCUUUAAUCAUGAUAUUCCCCACUGCGGCAUACGCUUACUUCUCAGGGGACCUGCAAGUGGGCUUGGAGUUUGAUGGAUGGUCUGAUCAGCUGUUUGUGAUGCAGUUUGUGCUCUCCUGUGUCAUGGGCUUCAUUUUAAUGUACUCCAUCAUGCUGUGCACGCAGUACAACUCAGCACUCACCACCUCCAUCGUGGGCUGUAUUAAGAAUAUCCUUGUGACGUACCUUGGGAUGGUGUUCGGAGGAGACUACAUAUUCAGCUGGACUAACUUCCUAGGUUUGAACAUCAGCAUCGCAGGCAGUCUGGUGUACUCCUACAUGACUUUCACACAGGAUCAAACAAAAAAGGCGUAAUCCCCCGAGUCUCGACCCGACCAGAAGAACCACGUCCAGAAGACAGAAUAUAUAUUUUCUGUUUUGUAACCAUCCUGGUUUUUUUUAUAAAGUAUUCUGUUAGCAUACAUUUUUGCUGCACAAAUAUUUUAAAUAAUGUUAUCUAAUUGUACUUUAUUUUUUAAGUAAGACCAAGUGCCUUCAAUUGUUUUUAUAAU
Messenger RNA from Notothenia coriiceps (black rockcod), 4839 nucleotides. RefSeq names its product UDP-N-acetylglucosamine/UDP-glucose/GDP-mannose transporter-like. The record is from RefSeq and is a predicted model, not a curated record. The coding region runs from base 3629 to 4642 and encodes 337 amino acids. Lineage: Eukaryota; Metazoa; Chordata; Actinopteri; Perciformes; Nototheniidae. The transcript has 14 exons.